Messenger RNA from Thalassophryne amazonica, 1518 nucleotides. RefSeq names its product alcohol dehydrogenase iron containing 1 (gene adhfe1). The transcript is spliced from 14 exons. NCBI's taxonomy places the organism in Eukaryota, Metazoa, Chordata, Actinopteri, Batrachoidiformes, Batrachoididae. Gene Ontology annotation, cellular component: mitochondrion. Gene Ontology annotation, molecular function: metal ion binding; alcohol dehydrogenase (NAD+) activity. The record is from RefSeq and is a predicted model, not a curated record. Bases 23 to 1423 code for a protein of 466 amino acids.
AGCUUUGAUAACGGGGACAAAGAUGGCGGCGCGGGACAGAGCGGUUCGUUUGUUGCGCCAGAUUUCACGUGCGACGUGCAGAUGUCCAGCCCACGCUGGCCCCGCCCACAGAGGUGUCGGAGUGGCGGCAUGCGCUGUGCCUAAAACUGACUACGCCUUUGAGAUGGCAAGUUCCAACAUCAGAUAUGGAGGAGGAGUCACCAGAGAGAUCGGCAUGGACCUGCGGAACCUCGGAGUUCAGAACGUCUGCCUGAUGACAGACAGGAACUUGUCCCACCUCCCACCUGUCAAAGCCGUUCUGGAGUCUCUUCUGAAAAACUGCGUCACUUACAGAGUUUAUGAUGAUGUUCGAGUGGAGCCGACUGACAGUAGCUUUAAAAACGCUAUUGCCUUUGCUAAGAAGUACAACUUUGACAGCUUCCUGGCGGUGGGUGGGGGCUCUGUGAUUGACACAUGCAAAGCAGCCAAUUUGUACAGCUGUAACCCCGAGGCCGAUUUUCUGGACUUCGUCAAUGCUCCGAUUGGCAAAGGGAAGCCAGUUACCAGCACACUGAAGCCGCUCAUCGCAGUGCCAACGACUGCAGGCACUGGCAGUGAGACCACAGGGGUUGCCAUCUUUGACUUUGAACCUCUCAAAGCCAAAACAGGUAUCGCCAGUAGAACCCUCAGACCUACCCUGGGGAUCGUGGAUCCUCUGCACACACUGCACAUGCCUGAGCGAGUGGCCGCCAACACUGGUUUUGACGUGCUGUGCCAUGCCCUGGAGUCCUACACUGCUCUGCCCUACAAUCGGCGGAGCCCCUGCCCCCCCAACCCAAUCAACCGCCCUGCCUACCAGGGCAGCAACCCCAUCAGCGAUGUCUGGGCCCUGCAGGCACUCAGGGUGGUGGCUAAGUACAUGAAAAGAGCGGUGUGUGACGCUGAAGACCUGGAGGCUCGAUCCAGCAUGCACCUGGCCAGUGUGUUCGCUGGCAUAGGUUUUGGAAAUGCCGGCGUUCAUCUAUGUCAUGGGAUGUCAUACGCUAUCGCGGGUAACGUGAAGACUCACAUGGCAAAGGGUUACAGUGUGGAGCACCCUCUGGUGCCUCAUGGCCUCUCAGUGGUUCUCACCUCCCCAGCUGUCUUCUCCUUCACAGCAUCAGUGUGUCCAGAGCGCCAUCUGGAGGCUGCAGAAAUCCUGGGUGCAGAUGUGCGUCGUGUGAAGAGGGAAGAUGCCGGUGCUGUGCUCGCUGACACGCUGCGCCACUUCCUGUUUGACUUGCAGGUGGAGGAUGGACUGGGAGCUGUGGGCUACACCAAAGACGACAUACCGGCACUGGUCCAAGGAACCAUCCCGCAGGAGCGAGUCACCAAACUGUCUCCCAGAGAGAACGACCAAGAGGAUCUGACCCAACUGUUCUCAGCCUCCAUGAAGCUCUACUGACAACUGCAGGAUGGAUUUAUACAGGACAGAUUAACACACAGAUUAAGAUAGCGGGGAUUAACACACAGAUUAAAAUUAUGGAUUAAUACAGGGGG